Messenger RNA from Trichomycterus rosablanca, 7028 nucleotides. Its product is annotated as peroxidasin homolog. Lineage: Eukaryota; Metazoa; Chordata; Actinopteri; Siluriformes; Trichomycteridae. Gene Ontology annotation, biological process: response to oxidative stress. The coding region runs from base 347 to 4780 and encodes 1477 amino acids. The transcript has 23 exons. Gene Ontology annotation, molecular function: protein binding; peroxidase activity; heme binding. The record is from RefSeq and is a predicted model, not a curated record.
GAGGCAUAAUGGACGGGAGCGGAGGCUGUACAGAGUUAUAUAUGUGUGUAGGAAUGAAUGCGUGACAGUUCGUGCAGAGCUGCUGCGGGACUGUACCGGGUCGUAUGUGAAUGACCAGUGAGGGUAGUUUAUGCAGAGAUUCAGCGGGGCUGGUACCGGGCCCUGUGUGUGAACGAAUGAGCUAGUGAGUGAGUAGAUGAACUGCACCGGGUUAGUGUUGAGAAGCCGUGUGAGAGAGUGAGCGCAUUGUGUAAACGCUGUACCGGCUCUGUUCGUGGCUGAGUGAGUAACUGUAAGAGCAGUUUGUGCAGAGUUCAUGCUUCCUCGGUAGGCUGGUUGGUUCGUUAUGGCGCUGUGGACGGAGCGAGCUGUACCGGGUUUUGUGUCUGUGUGUGUGAAUGUCUUGUUGCUGGUUCUGGUGUUUGGACCGGAGCUGCUGCUGGCCUGUCCGAGCCGUUGCUUGUGUUUCCGGACCACAGUGAGGUGUAUGCACUUAAAUCUGGAAACCGUACCAGACGUCUCUCCUCAGACUACCAUACUAGAUCUGAGGUUCAACAAAGUUAAGGAGUUGCAGCCGGGCUCAUUCAGAGGGCUGAGGAAUCUCAACACACUCCUUUUAAAUAACAACCACAUCAAAAGAAUACCACGAGGAGCUUUUGAGGACCUGGAAAACCUGAAAUAUCUCUAUUUGUACAAGAAUGAAAUCCAGUCAAUAGACCGACAAGCAUUUAAGGGGCUUGUCUCUCUAGAACAACUGUAUCUCCAUUUCAACAACAUUGAUGUUUUAGAACCGGAGUCCUUCGUUCACUUGCCCAAACUGGAAAGACUGUUUUUGCACAACAACAGAAUAACACAACUUACAUUGGGGACCUUCUCACAUCUACAGGCCAUGAAGAGACUGCGUCUGGACUCCAAUUCACUGAACUGUGAUUGUGAUCUUCUGUGGCUGGCCGACCUACUAAAAGAAUACACAGAGUCUGGCAAUGCCCAAGCAGCUGCCACCUGUGAAUAUCCCAUCCGUCUACAGGGCCGAUCGGUGGCCACCCUUACAGCAGCAGAGCUCAACUGUGAGGUUCCUCGAUUCACUACCGAGCCACAGGAUGUGGACGUGACCUCAGGGAACACUGUGUAUUUUACAUGCAGGGCGGAGGGCAACCCCAAGCCCCAGAUCAUCUGGCUGAGGAACAACAAUGCACUCAACAUGCGAAAUGACUCGCGUCUGAAUCUUUUAGAAGACGGCACCCUGAUGAUUCAGAACACCAAAGAGACUGACCAAGGCGUGUACCAAUGCAUGGCCAAGAAUAUCGCCGGCGAGGUCAAAACUGGAGAGGUCACCCUGCGCUACUUUGACACUCCAUCUCGUCCCAGUUUUGUCAUCCAGCCCCAGAACACAGAGGUGCUGGUAGGAGAGAGUGUGACUCUGGAGUGCAGUGCAACAGGGCACCCUCAACCCCGGGUAUCAUGGACCAAAGGAGACCGCAGCGCUUUACCCACUGACCCUCGCAUAAACAUCACACCCUCAGGAGGGCUUUACAUCCGGAACGUCCACCAGGCUGACGGGGGCCAGUACGCCUGCUAUGCUAGCAACAAUGUGGACACCAUCCAUGCCACCGCCUACAUCAUAGUGCAGGCUGUUCCUCAGUUUACAGUGACUCCUCAGGACCAGACGGUGUUAGAAGGUCAAACAGUGGAUUUCCCCUGUGAGGCUACAGGUUAUCCUCAGCCUGUCAUAGUCUGGACACGUGGCGGCAGCCCUCUGGCAGCUGAAAGGCGCCAUGUGGUCCUGUCGACUGGCACGCUACGUAUUUCCCGUGUAGCACCUCAUGACCAGGCCCAGUAUGAAUGCCAGGCUGUCAGCCCUGUUGGCUCUGUUAUAUCAACAGUGCAACUCAACAUCCAACCAAAAUUAACGCCUGUUUUCACAAAUGCUCCAAGGGACUUGACUGUGGAAUCUGGUACUGACGUCCAGAUUCCAUGCAGCGCUCAGGGAGAGCCCACACCUGCCAUCACCUGGAACAAGGAUGGUGUUCAGGUGACUGAGAGUGGGAAGUUCCACAUCAGCCCUAAUGGUUAUCUCCUGGUGAAUGAUGUGGGACUGGGAGAUCAGGGACGUUAUGAAUGUGUGGCUCGUAACUCUAUUGGCUACUCGUCAUCUAGCAUGGUGCUAACAGUGCAAGUACCACAGGUAAGCAGGGAGGGUGAUCCGUUUGUCUCUACUUCUAUUGAGGAGGCUAUCCGCAGUGUAAACAGCGCUAUAGACUCCACCAGGAGGCACCUUUUUGACGGCUCACCCCGCACCCCUGGUGAGCUGCUGGCUUUGUUCCGCUAUCCUCGGGACCCCUAUACAGUGGAACAGGCCAGAGCCGGCGAGAUCUUCGAACAGACGCUUCUCCUCAUUCAAAGACAUGUUAACCAGGGCCUGAUGGUGGACACCAAUGGAACAGCUUUCCGUUACAAUGACCUGGUGUCACCACGCUUCUUAGACAUGAUCGCAAACCUGUCUGGUUGCACAGCUCACCGUCGCAUUAACAACUGCUCGGACAUCUGCUUUCACCAAAAGUACCGCAGCCAUGAUGGCACCUGCAACAACCUGCAGCACCCCAUGUGGGGCGCCUCACUAACUGCGUUCGAACGUCUGCUCAAGUCCGUCUAUGACAACGGCUUUAAUCUGCCACGUGGCACCACAGACAGACGCCACAACGGCUUUGCCCUGCCGCUGCCCCGCCUCGUCUCCACCACCAUGAUAGGCACAGAGACGAUUACCCCAGAUGAGCGCUACACACACAUGCUCAUGCAGUGGGGCCAGUUUCUGGACCAUGAUCUGGACUCCACCGUGGUGGCUCUCAGCCAGUCACGUUUCUCUGACGGUCAGCUGUGUACAUCUGUGUGCACCAAUGACGCGCCCUGCUUUCCCAUCAUGUUCCCACCCAAUGACCCGCGCCAGCGUAGGAGCGGCGCCCGAUGUAUGUUUUUCGUGCGCUCGAGUCCAGUGUGUGGUAGCGGCAUGACCUCGCUGCUCAUGAACUCCGUGUACCCACGCGAACAGAUCAACCAGCUGACGUCCUACAUAGAUGCUUCUAAUGUAUACGGCAGCUCACGCCACGAAGCAGAUGAGAUACGAGACUUGGCAGCACACCGGGGCACGCUCCGCCAAGGUAUCGUCCAGCGCACAGGAAAACCUCUUUUGCCGUUUGCAAGUGGCCCACCCACAGAGUGUAUGCGGGAUGAAAACGAAAGCCCCAUCCCUUGCUUUCUGGCUGGUGACCACCGUGCCAACGAGCAGCUGGGCCUGACAGCUAUGCACACAGUGUGGUUCCGUGAGCACAACCGUAUUGCCGGCGAACUUCUGAGGCUCAACCCACACUGGGACGGUGAUACCAUUUACCACGAGGCACGCAAGAUUGUGGGUGCCCAAAUGCAGCACAUCACCUACAGCCACUGGCUGCCCAAAGUCCUAGGCGAAGUGGGAAUGAAGCUCAUGGGCGAUUAUCGUGCCUAUGACCCCAACAUCAAUAGCGGCAUCUUUAAUGCUUUUGCCACGGCCGCAUUCCGAUUCGGCCACACUUUAAUCAAUCCAAUUCUGUAUCGGAUGAAUGAACACUUUCAGCCCAUUCAGCAGGGGCACAUACCCCUACAUAAGGCCUUUUUCUCCCCGUUUCGUAUCGUAAACGAAGGAGGUAUCGAUCCCCUCCUGCGCGGGCUGUUCGGUGUGGCAGGAAAGAUGCGAGUGUCCACGCAGCUGCUCAACACGGAGCUGACCGAACGUCUUUUCUCCAUGGCUCACGCUGUAGCGUUGGACCUUGCUGCCAUGAACAUCCAAAGAGGGCGGGACCAUGGCAUCCCCUCAUAUAACGACUACAGAGUGUUCUGCAAUCUUAGCUCAGCACAGACGUUCGAUGACCUGAGAAAUGAGAUUCGCAGUCCUGUCGUUCGAGAGAAGCUUCAGAGACUCUAUGGCUCACCACUGAACGUUGAUCUGUUUCCUGCAUUAAUGGCUGAAGAGCUUGUUCCAGGCAGCAGAUUGGGGCCCACCCUUAUGUGUCUACUGGCUACCCAGUUUAGACGUCUCCGAGAUGGUGACAGGUUUUGGUAUGAGAACCCUGGCGUGUUCAGCCCGGCUCAGUUGACUCAGCUGAAGCAGGCAUCUCUCACCCGGGUGCUGUGUGACAAUGGAGACAAUAUUACCCGUAUCCAGUCUGAUGUUUUCAGUGUUGCUGAGUUCCCUCACGGCUAUGGAAGCUGUGAGGAUGUGCCCAAAAUCGACCUGCGCAUGUGGCAGGAUUGCUGUGAAGACUGCCGCACCAAAGGACAGUUUAAUGCCCUGUCCUACCAUUUUAGAGGUCGCAGGUCAGUUGAACACAGCUAUGCAGAAGAGAAACCUUCCACCACAAUUCAGGAUGAUCACAGCCACAUUCCUGAUGAUAAAACCAUUGUAAAUGUAACUUCUACAUCAAACACUGAAACAUCAGGAAAUGAGUUCCAAGAAUUUGUUGUGGACAUGCAGAAGACUAUCACUGGUUUACGAAAGCAGAUAAAAAGACUUGAAGCCCGGUUAAGUAAGACACACUGCACUGAUGAGAAAGGAAGAGAACGGCGGGAUGGAGAGAACUGGAAGAACGACCCCUGCACCACAUGCGAGUGUAGAGAAGCCCAAGUGACGUGCUUUGUGGAGAGGUGUCCACCACCGACUUGUUUGAACCCUGAGACACUAAAAGGGGCUUGCUGUCCUGUUUGCCUUAACCAGCCAUCGAACGAGCAGGCCGAGGAACAGCAGAUAUAACCUCAGGAUUCUCAAAAACUAUCCAAUCCAAAGACCCAACAGAGUACAUCUAAAUGCCUCAGUGUUUUUUGUUUGGUUUUUUAGUAUUUUUUUAUAAUACUAAGGGGGUUGUUUGGUUUUAUUUUUUUAAUCGUGUUGUUUUUUAGUAUUUUUUUUAAUCUCCAGCCAUGGCAUCAACUAUACAGCCAAGCGCUGUUGUAGCUGCCACAUUAUUAUUCAUUUUUACAAUAACGGAUGGAUGAAUAGAAUGCCUUGAGGAUGCCCUCUUCUUUAACAGGCCAGACCAAAGAGUUCAUUAGGGAAUACCAAAUCUGUUGGCCUGACACUACCUGCCAUACCUAAUACAUGCACUGAAGAGAAGAGCAUUACAAACCAAGCUUGAAUUUAUCCGUUAUUAUUCAUGUAUCGGUCUCCACAGCAUUCUCAGUCUAGAGAUGCCAACCAUUGGUGCUACAGUAAUGACGCGAGUUCAGUGUAUGCAACCUUAAAAGUAUUGUUUUGUAUCUUUUCAUGGUUUGACCCAGUAUGCAAGACGCCAGGCACACUCAUCAUGCUUCGUCUGAGGGUGUGGCUGGUCAUUCAAAAGACAUUUUAUAUGGAAAUGAGUGAAGUUACUCUAGCUUUUAAACAAUCGUUUUUGGUGCUUUAUUAUCAUGUAUUACAUAUAUAACAGUACACGUACCCUCACCCACAUGUGUAUCAGCCUCUUGUAUAUGAAGAAAAUGUGAAUAUUUGAAUUUGUAAUUGAAGAAAGUCUACUGAUCACCAUAUUUUUGUAUCCAGUUCUGACUGCUGGAGAACAUCAGGUGUUUUUCAUGUUUUUGUAUUUCCCUGACAAUAAACUCAUUUUAACAGGGGGAGUUGUGUAAUAGCUGAGGCAAACAGCCCUUUGGGCUAGCGAUUUGUUCAUCAGUCAUACAAUGUUAGUUUUAUGGAGCCAUAUGUGAACCCUGUAAUAAGAUUACACAUCUGGAAAAUGUAUUUUUUUAAAGUGCAAACAUGCCAUAACAAUAUUUUAUCUAAAAUCUGUCCUAAGUAUAUGAAGUUUUUCAUAGAAGUAACAGUCACAGGCUCCCAGAUGGCGCAGCGGGAUUUUCCACUGAUGCACCAGCACCGGGUUUCUGAGGCUCGGUGUUGCCACCUGUCGGCUGUGCGCCAUCUGGCUGGCAUAAUUGGCAGUGCCUGCAGCAGAUACUAAUUGGCCACCGUAUCUGCAGGGUGGGGACCAGAUUAUAUGUGGGUGGGUGGGUCCUCAUACGCUGUGUAAGGACCCUGAUUGGCAGAAGAGACACCCGUGCAGGAAGCGCGGACGAGAAGAGGAGGGCUGUACACGUGUAAAGAAGGCGUGGGCAGCGGCGUGCUCUCCUUGGAUGCAAAUCUGGAGUCUGUCAGCAGCGGAAGACAAAUUGGAUGCACUAAAUUGAGAGGAAAAAUGGGGAGAAAAAUGCAUUAAAAAAUAGAAGUAACAGUCACAGUUAAGUGUCUCAGUAAUUCACUCAGUUAGAUGAACUAUUUUUUAAUUUUGAUUUUUGCUUUAGCUGCCAAACUACUGAGACUGAGAAAUUUUGAAAUUUGGACCAAUAAUGUGUAUGUCAUUUAAAAUGACUUAUUUGAAGACAAAGAUCAUUUAUUGUCAUUAUACUUGCGUACAACAAAAUUUAGUGUGACGCUCUCCAAAAAAGGCGGCACGGCGGCUCAGUGUGUAGCGCUGUUGCCUCACCGCAAGAAGGUCCUGGGUUUGAUUCCCAGGUGGGGUUGUCCGGGUCGUUUCUGUGUCCACUCACUGUCCACUCUAUUAGACACUCCUACCUAGUUGGUCCAUGGAGCUGAUAAAAUGGACAGUGAGUGUAGAAACAAGGUGGUGGUUUAAAUGUUAUGGCAGAUCGGUGUAUAUAUAUUGCCUCACACAAGGAGGACCUGGGUUUGAUCCCCAGGUGGGGAUCCUUUCUGUGUGGAGUUUGCAUGUUCUUCCCGUGUAUGCGUGGGUUUCCUCUGGGAGUUCCGAUUUCCUCCCACAGUCCAACGACAUGCAGGUGAGGUAAAUUGGAGAUACUAAAUUGUCCAUGACUGUGUUUGACUUUGAAACUUGGGAACUGAUGAAUCUUGUGUAAUGAGUAACUACCGUUCCUGUCAUGAAUGUAACCAAAGUGUAAAACAUGACGUUAAAAUCCUACAACCACAAAUCAGAAAAAGUUAAGACAUUAUGGAAAAUGCAAAUAAAAUAAAAAUGCAGUGUUUCUUACAUUUA